AUGGAUUUCGGGCGGCGCAAGAGCUUUAGCUUCUUCGAGGAGGACCGGAAGGCGCGGCCGGCGGCGGCGCAGACGCCCGUGCACCACUAUGCGCGCGGAGGAGGAGGGGGGCGGUCCCCGGCGCGCGAGGCCGCGGAGCCGGCGCGGAUGAGCAUGUCGUCCGUUCCCGGCGCGGAAUUGCCGACGAUGAUGGGAGUCGGAGGAGGAGGCGGCGGCGGCGGCGGGUGCUCGCCUUGGGUGCAGUCGCCGCUGCACGGCAGGAUGCGGUUCCCGCCGUCGCCCGCGGCGAUCUACCACUGCCUCGCGGCGCUGCACCGUCUGGACGGCGACGUGCACGCGCUCGCCGUGGCGAGGGGCGUGCUGUUCACGGCGUCCGACAGCGGCCGCGUGCGCGCGUGGGCGGCGCCCGGGUGCUUCAACCGCGGGUACCUCGACGUGGGCCGCGGCCGCGUCCCGGCCCUCGCCGCGUGCGGCGGCACGCUCGUCACCUCCCACAGCCGCGAUCACCACGUCCGGGUGUGGACGGUGUGCGCGGCGGCCGUGUGCGACCACAUCCGCGCCAAGAAGGCCGCCACGCUCCCGGCCAAGGGCGGCCUCCUCUCCUUCGCCAAGAAGCGCCCGCACCACCACCGGGACACCGUGUCCUGCCUCGUGCUCCACGCCGUCGCGGGCCUCCUCUACACCGCGUCGCACGACCACACCGUCAAGGCGUGGAAGCUCUCCGACGGCAGCUGCGUCGACUCCUUCGUCGCCCACGACGGGCCCAUCAACGCCAUGCUCGUCAACGAGGCCGACGGCUGCAUCUUCACGGGCUCCGCCGACGGCACCGUCAAGAUGUGGCGCCGGGUCUACGGCGGCACCGCGCACGCGCUCAUCAUCGUGCUCCGCUCCGAGCUGUCCCCGGUCAACGCGCUCACGCUCUGCCACGCCGCCAGCGGCACCACCCGCCGGUGCUUCCUCUACGCGGGCUCUUCCGACGGAUACGUGAACAUCUGGGAGAAGGAGGCCUCGGCAGGCCGGCCGGUGCACGUCGGCUUCCUCAAGGGACACCGGCUGGCGGUGUUCUGUCUGGCAUCCGGCUGCGGCGGCCGGGUGGUGGUGAGCGGGUCGGAGGACGCGACCAUGCGCGUGUGGAGGCGGGAGGGGAAGGGCGGGGACUCGCACACGUGCCUGGCCGUGAUCGAAGGGCACCGCGGGCCAGUGCGGUGCCUGGCGGUGGGCGGCGGCGAGGCAGGGGAGGUGGAGGGGAGCAUGGUGGUGUACAGCGCUGGGCUGGACAAGAGCGUGAAGGAGAGGAGACCGUUCUGGAUGUUGAUUCUGGAUAGCCGACACCGAGGACAAUCUGUGUCGAUGACUAUGGGCAACUGA
Lolium perenne is the source of this 1368-nucleotide messenger RNA. Its product is annotated as protein JINGUBANG-like. Lineage: Eukaryota; Viridiplantae; Streptophyta; Magnoliopsida; Poales; Poaceae. Gene Ontology annotation, molecular function: protein binding. The record is from RefSeq and is a predicted model, not a curated record.